Molecule: messenger RNA, 3305 nt
Organism: Nicotiana tabacum (common tobacco)
Lineage: Eukaryota; Viridiplantae; Streptophyta; Magnoliopsida; Solanales; Solanaceae
Source: RefSeq, a predicted model, not a curated record
AUGGACAGAGGACCAGCAGCUUCACCAUCGACUAUAAAGCCCAUAAACAAGGGCGUCGUGCAUAGAAUUUGUGCUGGUCAAGUUAUUUUGGACCUUUCCUCCGCCGUCAAGGAGUUGGUUGAGAACAGCUUGGACGCCGGCGCCACCAGCAUCGAGGUUUCGCUCAAAGACUAUGGCGCUGAAUCCUUCCAGGUUAUCGACAACGGUUGUGGCAUCUCGCCUCACAAUUUCAAGGCCUAUGCUGUUAUUUCUAAGGGAGUCAGAAUAGUUUGCACCAACACAGCUGUAAGAAAUGCAAAGUCUGUAGUUCUGAAGACUCAGGGAAGUGGAUCCCUGAAAGAUAACAUCAUAACAGUAUUUGGUAUGAGUACCUUUACUUGUCUGGAGCCUCUUAAAGUAUGUACUUCUGAUGGUUGCACAGUUGAAGGAUUCAUUUCCAAGCCUGGUUAUGGUAGUGGACGCAAUAUAGGGGAUCGACAAUACUUUUUUGUGAAUGGACGGCCAGUAGAUAUGCCAAAAGUUGGCAAGCUUGUCAAUGAGUUGUACAGAGGUGCAAACUCUCGACAAUAUCCCAUUGCAAUCAUGGACUUCACGAUCCCACCCAGAGCAUUUGAUGUCAACGUAACUCCUGAUAAAAGAAAAAUAUUUCUGUCCGAUGAAGGCUCCAUAUUGCAUUCUUUGAGAGAAGCUUUAGAGAAGAUAUACUCAUCAAAUCAUGCUAGUUAUGCUGUUAAUAGUUUCCAAGAGGUUUUUGAAGAAAAACAUACAUCCACUCAUUCCCAACUCGAGGCCUUUCAGUUUCAAUCCAAGCAAUUAUUGUCAGAUAGCGAUGAUACUCAGGAAGGUGACUGCAUUGGGGAGCUACAUAAAGAUGGCCACUAUCUCAAAAAACCUCUAAAGGAAUUAAAAGAUACUUCUGUCACGGGCAUGUUAAAUGAUGGAAACAGGUCAACAGAGAAACACUUCAGUCUUCGAUUCCAUGGAAAGAAGAAAGACAAUCGCAGUUCCAGAAGUCCCUGGAAGGAAGUCGGAGGUCUGAUUACUGCUGAUGGACAAGCACUCACCCCAGGAUCAAAAGAUAAAAGCUGUAUCGAUAAUGCACAUUAUGUGGAUCAUGCAACCAUUGUCCAGUCAUCACUCACCAAAUUUGUUACAGUAAAUAAGAGAAAGCACGAGAGUAUGGGUACUGCAUUAUCUGAGGUACCUCUCCUGAGAAAUAGAUCGACUGUAUGUCCUUCAGGAGAAGACAAUUAUUUGAAGGAUACGACAUCCUUAAGAUCUCCAGAUAAUCCAGUUAAGGCUGAUAAGUGUGAUGAAUUAACCAGUGAUAAGUCUGGAUCUUCCAAGUUCACAAAGAUAGAUAGAUUUCUUCAUCAAGUGAAGCAGUCAAGAACGGACACAGUCCUUGAUCAAACAAAUAAUUUAAUUCGGCCUGGAAAUAGUAUACAAAAUGGAAAAUUUGAGGAGGAGCAUGAGGUUCAAAUGAACGAGUUAUGUGUGACUGAAUCGGUGCUUGUUAAUUCUACUUGCAACAACAUUCACGAUGUGUCAGAAAAUAUGGUAGAUGCUGUUUCUUUUGAACAGCCUGCUAGUCUGACUUUGGAUGCUCCUAAGGCUUCAUCUGAUUUAAAGAUUGGUUCGACAUUGCAAUUUAGUGUGAACGACCUCAUAUCAAGAAGGAAGCAGAGACUGUCAAGAUUGCAACUCCUUAAUCGUACAUCUCAAAGAAUGAAAACAAAAAUGGAUUAUGCUGCAGCUACCCUGGAGCUCACCGAAUCAGAAAAUGAAGUGGCCAAGGAAAAGGCUUUGAUUGCUGCUACCAGUGAGCUGGAGAGACUUUUCAAGAAAGAAGAUUUUACUAAAAUGAAGGUGAUUGGGCAAUUCAAUCUUGGAUUCAUUAUAGGCAGGUUGGAUGAGGACCUUUUUAUUAUUGAUCAGCAUGCUGCAGACGAGAAGUAUAAUUUUGAGCGUCUGUCACAGUCAACUAUCUUGAAUCAGCAACCUUUGCUUCGGCCCUUGAAGAUGGAGUUAUCGCCUGAAGAAGAAAUAGUUAUUUCCAUCCACAAUGAUACUUUUAGGAGAAAUGGAUUUCUAUUGGAAGAGGAUCUGCAUGCUCCUCCAGGGCAUCGAUUUAAGCUAAAAGCAGUUCCCUUCAGCAAAAAUAUAACUUUUGGAGUCGCAGAUGUGAAAGAACUCAUUGCGAUUCUUGCCGAUAGUCAGGAAGAAUGUUCCAUGAUGGGUACUUAUAAAGACGAUACUGCCAAUUCACUAUGUCCUCCUAGAGUUCGUGCAAUGUUGGCAUCACGUGCCUGCAAAUCAUCUAUUGUUAUUGGAGAUCCACUUGGGAGAAAUGAGAUGCAAAAGAUACUUGACAAUCUAUCACGACUCAAGUCUCCGUGGAAUUGUCCACAUGGUAGACCAACAAUGCGUCACUUGGUUGAUCUGAGGACUGUACAUAGAAGAAUAGAAGCGGAUGAGAAUGAGACCGCCUUAUAAACUCCAGUUGGUAACACAGCCACCAAACUGAAGCGGGUACUUCUUUCUGUAAAUUAUUGGAAACCUGUAAAUCAAGGCUGCAUUUUGCCUAGAAUUAUCAAAAUGUCGAGGAAUUAAUUGAGAACACAGAAAGGGUCUUUUGCUUUCCAUCUACUUCGUUUUAUACAUUCCUUUUUUCGUUUUUGUUUAAAGAGCGAUCUUUAUUACUUACCUUUCUUGCAAACACUUUAUCUUGUUCCUUUAACGGUGUUUAUUUCUUUGUUUGUUCGAUUUUCUCCAUUUCCACAAUGAGCAGGAGGUUUAAUUAACUGAUUGAGUGGAUUCUCAAGUUACACUUCCUUGAAAUGCGCAAGUAUGGAAGGCUGAAACUGUGCCAACAAUUGCUUGCCAGAAAGAGAAUUUAUUGUGUCACCAGUCAGAUGAAGAGUCAAUGAGCCAAAGCCUUGAUCUUAAAUUAAUUAAAAUCUGUUAAGAAACUUAGCUCAAAGUAAUAAUAUAAAACAAGAAAAUAGACAAGAAUGUAGGGAGCAGGAGAUGAGAGAUUCUUAUUGAAAUAUGUACAAUGUGAUGCCCAAACCCUAUAUUUAUAGGAUGAUAUUUAGGUAAUACAAAGGGAUGUCAUGGUAAAUUUUGAGAUAAUGGGGAAAGAUGAUGGAGGAGGUUAUGGAGGUGUGGGAGUUACAACCAUAAUGGUAAGAAGUAGUGAGAGGUUAAUAUAGAAUAUUAGAAGGAGUAACUUCUUUAGGAGACAUCCACUACAUAAUAUAAUAUUUCAUAACACUCCCCAUUGGAUUUCUAUAGAUAAUGUG